Molecule: messenger RNA, 902 nt
Organism: Prorocentrum cordatum
Lineage: Eukaryota; Dinophyceae; Prorocentrales; Prorocentraceae
Source: the annotation of a GenBank genome assembly
AAGCCGCUCUGGCUGAAGCCGUUGCUGCGGCGCCCAGGUCCGGCAGGCGUGCCCCGCAGCCCCGCGGCAGGCCCCCUCCAGAGGCCCAGCCAUGGGGGCCAACAAGGUCGUGCAGAAGUCCAAGGCUCGGAGGGGGGGGGGGAGCGCUUCGAGGAAGGAAAAAACAGGAACACAACCUCUUGGCGCUGCGCGCGGAGCGCCAGCAGUUUCUGUUGUUGCAGUUGUUGCAUCUUCUGUGGGAGGCCCUCGUCGCUACGGCUGCAUGUGCUUCGACAUCCCAGUCAGAACGCACUCGGGGAGAGGUCCAGGGAGUCGUAAUUACAUCCUGGCGUCCCCAAAGGAGGCCAAGAUGAAAGCCGCCAUGGCCGGCGGCAAGUCCAAGAAGAAGAAGUGGAGCAAGGGCAAGGUGAAGGAGAAGCUGGCCAACCUGGUCAUGUUCGACCAGGCCACGUACGACAAGAUGCUGAAGGAGAUCCCGAAGGCGAAGCUCAUCACCACGGCCAUCGUGAGCGAGAGGCUGAAGGUGAACGGCUCCGUGGCGCGCCAGGCCAUCCGCCACCUGGAGGAGAAGGACCUGAUCCAGGUGGUAGGCGAGAGGAGCAGCAGCAUGCUCAUCUACACGCGCAAGAUCGGGGCAGGCGACUAGGCGACUAGGCGACGGCCGGCACGUGGACGGGCUGAGGGCUGCGAGAGUCGCUGCUUCGCGACGCCUGACGAGCAAAGCACGCGCGCACGCCCCUGCCAGGACAGAAAAUGAGAUACCAACGGGAUGGCAGGCGGGAUGAUCAUUAUCCUUGCCUUCCUGCAGCUCGUCUGGGCUCCAGGCUCCAGCUUGGAGGGCUGGCAACAGGCCGGUCCCGACUCCCGAGGUCGGGGGAGCACGCAGCAGGUAGAUCCGCGUG